GGACGCUGGCGUCGCCGAACCAGGGACGGUCCCGUCACCGUCAGUUCAGGUCAAUUCAAAUUGGGCCGGGACCAUCUGCGCCUGCAACCACCUUCAGACCAACACACCUCACUUCGUAGGUAGUCACACACACCAGUGAUUACACACCUUAGGUAGUGUACCACUCCUCUUAUACUGAGGUGCAUAGACGACGGACGACUUUUGCGCCGCCCACCUUCCCACACCCCCGACCCCAGCAAUUAUUUCUCUGCCACGCGCGCGCAAUAAUUUUUGGGGGUUCCCGCCGCUCAAUUCUCAAUUCUCAUCUUUUUCUUCCUCUUUUUUCCAACAACCCUCUCCUUCCUACCUUCUUCCUGUUGUUCGAAUCUCGAAUCCUCACCUGCCCUUUCUUUCACAUUGUUCCUGUCGACAACGAGGCACUCGCUCCGAACCGAGUAAUUCUAAUUGCCCCUCUUUCGAAAAGAAGCAGCCCUCACAUCCAUCACAAUGGGCACUUACAAGUUUACCUGGGCUCACCCGGCCGAGGAGGUUUACGUUACCGGCACUUUCGACAACUGGACUAAGAGCGAGAAGUUGGAAAAGGUCGGCAGCUCUUUCGAGAAGACCGUCACACUCGCCGACGCAUCGCAGAAGAUCUACUAUAAGUUUGUCGUCGACAACAACUGGAUCACAGACCACACUGCCCCUCAAGAACCUGAUCACGAGGGCAACGUAAACAACUUUCUCACCCCCGAUCAAAUCGUUAAGGAGGAUACCACCGCCGCAGUCAUGAACACUGUUACUCCCGAAUCUACCACCGCCGCCUUGGCUAAGGACGUGCCUCUCGAGAACAAGGAGGAGCUCCCCCAGGCUACCCCCUCCGACAUUCCCGGCGGCUUCCCCGUCACCCCCGCCAACGAGCUUGACAAGUUCAUUGGUGUGAACCCUAUCCCCGCCCAAGAUGUCACCGCUGAGCCCGUAACCGUCGCACCUGGCGAACCCCUUCCCGCGUCUGUCAAGGCUGGCGAUAUCAACGAGCACGUCAAGCUUGACAAGGAGGGUUACGAGGACUCUAGCGCUCUCCCCGGCCUCUCCAAGGAGGAGACCACCGUUCCUGAGGUUACCGCCUACACGAUCCCCGAGUCCAGCUUGCCCAUUGCGACCGCGGAUGCCACCAUCAACAGCGCCGCACCCACAUCCACCACCGCUGCUCUGGCCGCCGAGGUUCCUCUCGAGACCAAGACUGCCGAGGUUCCCGAAAUUGUCAAGGAAAGCCAAGAGAAGGCACACGCCGAGCCUGAGGCCAGCGCAAACCCCGAGGCCGUCCAGGAGAAGGCCGUUGUUGAGGACGAGCUCCUCGAGAAGGUCCCCACCGCUCCCUCGACUUCUGAGGGCACCGCCGGGUUCGGCACUCAGAAGACUGAGGCUGCUGGUGUCGUCGUUGCCACCGCUGCCACUGUUGGUGGUCUCGUCGCUGCCGCCGCCAUCAACGCCAAGGACACUGUCGUCGAGGCUGCUGCUCCUCACGUUGAGCAGGCUACAGUUGCUGCCACUGACGCCGCUGCUCAGCUCCCCGAGCCCGUCAAGGAGAGCCUGCCUGUGAGUGUUCAGGAAACCAUCGGCGGUCAGACCAAGGAGGAGACCCGCGAGGAGGUCGCUCCCGAGGUUCCCACCGUCGUCAAGGAGUCUAUCGCCGAGGCCGGCAAGAGCCCCGAGGCCGCCGCCAACACCGAGGCUGUCAUCGAGAAGAAGGAGGUCGAGGCUGAGCUCCUCAAGGAGGUCAAGCCUGUCCCCGCCGUCGGUGAGGAGACCAAGGUCGAGGCCGAGAAGCCCAAGGUUGAGGCUGCCAAGGAGGAGGUCAAGGAGACCAAGGAGGAAGUCAAGGAGGGCGAGAAGACCAAGACUGAGGCCGUCAAGGAGGAGGCUAAGCUUGCUAAGGAGGAGGUUAAGGCUGCUGUCACCAAGGAUGACUCUACAAAGGAGGCCAACGGUGCCAACGGUGUUCACACCACCGCCAACGGUGCUAACGGCGCCAGCCUCACCUCCACCAAGGAGCCCGAAGUUCCCACCACCCCUGCCAAGGCCCCGUCCUCCGUUCCCGAGUCAACGACACCGAGCAACACCAAGGCCACUGAGAGCCCUUCGGGCACCGAGAAGAAGAAGAAGAACCGCCUGAGUGCCUUCAUCGGCAAGCUCAAGGCUAAGGUGCACAGCAAAUAAGCGGCAUAAUGAUGAUGAUGUUCGCCGUUAGGAUGUAUGUGGAUGGGAGGCAUUGUCUUUCGCCUCGGCUCUUGUGGAUUUUCUUGUCGGGUGCUGCGUAUUUGGGUUGUUUGUCGUUUCUAUGAUUCCCCUGGUCCACUUUGCAUGUGCAAGAGCUCGAGAGGUAGAAUGAGGCAUGGCAGCUGUAUGUCGUCGAUGUUGGAAGUACGGCCAUUUCUGUUGGCCUCUAGAAUUAAUUGAGGAUGAUGUGGGCUGCCGCCUCUUUCAGUUUUGCUCCUUUUGUUGGUACUUCACAUGGCUCAUCUGCAUCGGACUAUCCUGUACCAUAAUACCUCGUUCGAGCCUAAUUUGCAUAUGAUCAAUUGAGCCAAUACAAUGAGGUACUGAACACUGGUGACUGACUACUGGUGAGGCAUGUGACUUGGAUAGGAUAUCUCCUGCUGCUGACUGACGUUAUGGAUGAAGUCGUUACCACGGAAAAAGGUUGAUAAGUGCCUACUACCUUAUGGUAAAGUCCAAUGGGGUAACUUGUGACUUGACACGCCGUUUUGAUUCGUC
Colletotrichum scovillei is the source of this 2757-nucleotide messenger RNA. RefSeq lists its product as uncharacterized. The transcript has 3 exons. Gene Ontology annotation, cellular component: nucleotide-activated protein kinase complex; nucleus; cytoplasm. Gene Ontology annotation, biological process: signal transduction. The record is from RefSeq and is a predicted model, not a curated record. The coding region runs from base 487 to 2199 and encodes 570 amino acids. Gene Ontology annotation, molecular function: protein kinase binding. Lineage: Eukaryota; Fungi; Ascomycota; Sordariomycetes; Glomerellales; Glomerellaceae.